Molecule: messenger RNA, 1432 nt
Organism: Batrachochytrium dendrobatidis JAM81
Lineage: Eukaryota; Fungi; Chytridiomycota; Chytridiomycetes; Rhizophydiales
Exons: 1
Coding region: 228-1274 (348 amino acids)
Source: RefSeq, a predicted model, not a curated record
AAAUUUUAUUAGGGUGCCAAAAGACAACGAUGACCAGUAAGCUUUGAUAGGGAGCCUAAAAGACAAGUAUGACAAGUCAAUCAGCACCAAUCAUUUCAUGAGAUUAGCCAUUAAUUAUGCAUUUGGCUCCCUUAUUCAAUACCCUAUUUGCGCCAACACGGCUAUAAAAAGCGCUCGUUUUACAAAUGCUAGUUAUUUACUGAUUUGCAUUCAUUGAUUCGACCACUAUGAAGUACAUUGCUAUUCCAACUUACUCUUCCAGUGAAGCUCUUCCUGCUUUGGAGACAUAUAGUCCAGGCAGUAGCCUUCCAACUCUGACUCUUUCUGAAGAGCAUCUGGAAAUGGCCAUGUAUCUAAUGGCCAAACCCACUACUCCAAUCACUAUUGAAUCUCCUAUUUGGUCUGAUCCAACCAUUGACUGGGCUAAAUAUUCGAUGGUUUUGGUUCAAGAUGCACGAGACUAUGAUCGCAAUGUUCAUGCAUUCCGUCAAUGGCUAGCAAGCCUGACUGUUCCUGUGUUCAAUCCCUCGUCCGUCGUCAAUUGGAACAUCAACAAAAAUUAUUUACUAGAACUUUCUAAAACAGUAGAAACAGUUCCUACAUUAUUUAUAACUCGUCAUCAAUGGGAAUCGAUUCGUGAUCAACUGAAUCCACAUCAGGAUGUCGGUGCGUUGGUUGCCCAGCUCGUUCAUCAAGCUCAACCUGAUAGUUUCACAUGCUUACCACAAGACUAUCCUUCUGCAGCGGGUUACGUUAUUAAACCUUCUGUUUCGCUCAACUCGCAAAACACAGAGCGAUUCACAGCCACAAUGGAAAUGCAAGCUGCACAAGCGCAUAUUGAUGCUGUGUUUGCUUCGAAAGGAGAUACCGAAACUACGAUUUUGAUUCAGCCUUUUCUCAAAGAAAUACAACUUGAUGGCGAAGUAUCGUUGGUCUUUAUUGGCGGAGUAUACUCUCACUCGGUUCAGAAAACUGUGAAAAAGGGUGAUUUUCGUGUCCAAGAGCAAUGGGGUGGAUCAUGCAAGCGGGUAACUUCGCCUGCCAGUGUGGUAACCUUGGCUGAGCAGAUAUUGACGGAAGCUCAAAAAGCGUACGAUCCAUUAAACCAAGUGAACCAAUUGCUGUAUGCUAGAGUCGACAUUGUUCUUAUCGAUGGGGUUAAACCUGUUUUGAUGGAACUGGAAUUGAUUGAACCAUCACUAUAUCUAUCGUAUGAUGAUACUGCCCUCGAGAAAUUUGCCAAUGCAGUAUUUGCUUUUUUGGAAAAACAAUAAUUGCUCUAUACUGAUUUUUUUGAUAAAGAUGGAGUUUGGUUUUAAUGCACAAAUGAUCUGGGUUGGUUCUAGGCUGGUUUAUCCUGUUUCGAUACUAUCAAGUGCUCGCCAAUGCAGCUAAUUCUUUGUACGAAUAAAAUCAAAUAUGUUCAACUUUA